This is a messenger RNA of Lentinula edodes (shiitake mushroom), 1094 nucleotides long. RefSeq lists its product as uncharacterized. The coding region runs from base 285 to 983 and encodes 232 amino acids. The transcript has a single exon. NCBI's taxonomy places the organism in Eukaryota, Fungi, Basidiomycota, Agaricomycetes, Agaricales, Omphalotaceae. The record is from RefSeq and is a predicted model, not a curated record.
UUCCUUUUAUAUUUUUGACCUUCCUUAUAUAUUUUUGACCUUCCUCUUUCAGCGAUUUUUUUUUCCCCAUACUUGGACUGUCACGCUUCGCGCCACUCGUCACCUUUUCGUCACUCUGCGUUACCUACGGCGCCCCCACCUCCAACAUUGUCUGCGCCCUACAUCUUGCCGCGAAUUCUUGGCUGCACUACAUCCCCCUCUCGUCCUACUUCUCCGGCAUUCUUCUGCAAAAGCCUCUGCCACAGCUCAUCAACAAAAGUCUUGAAAACAACGACCAAAUCAGGAUGGCCAAUUCGCCACAUCUUCUGGGGUAUUCGAGGAUGGGAAUGGAGCUGACCAAGGGGGAGGUGGGUUGGAGAGAACAGUCUGAUUUUGGGACGGGGUUCGAAGGGGAGAGAGGUGCGUUCCUCUUCUUGUCCACGCGCGCCGGGGCUGCAGCUGAAGAUGGGAACGACAGGUAUAUUGCUCGGUCUUUGGCACCACAACGAAGUACUCGACCGCUCACCAGCCUAUCUCUCAUCGCCAAUAUUUUCUCCAACUUCGUCCACAUUCUCCUUUGCCACCUGUGGUACACAACCUCUGCGCUAUCUUCUAGCACCAUAAACACCAUUUUCAGCGUAUUUCGCUAUCCCAUCACCCGCAUUCUUCGUACUGUUCUCGCAUGGUCGGCCCACUUUUUGUUCCCAAAUGCUGGUGCUUUACUUAUCUCUGUAUCUACCCCAUGUUUACCCCGCUACGUACUGCAUCUAUUUACUCUGCGCAAUUCAAUAACUUUUGCACUCCUGGCCAUUACUUUCCUCGCGUUUGCAUGGUGUUUGUUUUGCCACCUGGCUUGCUGCAUCCACUGGUGCCCAUGUUGGGCUGGGAACUGUCGCCCCUCUCGAGCGCUUUCCUCCUCAUCCGUCACCCUCAAUAUGAGGUACACGAUGGGAUGCGAGAUGGAGGGAAUAUGGUUUUGGAGGCCAACACAAUCACUCACAUAGAUUUACUCUGUUGCAGAGAUUACACAGCAUCUGCACUUAUUUAUAUGCAACUCUGAUUUUCGGACUCGUUCUUGCCACGCGCGCAGCGCGAUGGCCCACUUUCGCACGUGA